Molecule: messenger RNA, 1188 nt
Organism: Belonocnema kinseyi
Lineage: Eukaryota; Metazoa; Arthropoda; Insecta; Hymenoptera; Cynipidae
Product: coiled-coil domain-containing protein 130 homolog
Exons: 5
Coding region: 151-1077 (308 amino acids)
Biological process (GO): mRNA splicing, via spliceosome
Cellular component (GO): U2-type spliceosomal complex; post-mRNA release spliceosomal complex
Source: RefSeq, a predicted model, not a curated record
AGUGUCAUGCUGUCAUCUCGCGUAAAUAAACCAGAUGAAAGUGUGUCAAUUUUUGCGUUUUUACUGCGGAAAGUAGUAAUUAAAGUGUUUGUGGUAACGGAGAACACAGAAUCAAGGUUUAGCGAUUACUUGAAAGAAUUCUAAAGAAAGAUGGGGGAACGCAAAGGACAAAAUCAUUACUAUCCGCCGGAUUACGACCCAAAAGUCGGCGGUUUGAACAAAUUUCUCGGGACUCAUGCUUUACGCGAAAGAGCUCGUAAACUCCACGAGGGCAUCUUGAUCAUUCGAUUUGAGAUGCCCUAUAAUAUUUGGUGCGAUGGCUGCGGAAAUCACAUAGGAAUGGGUGUUCGUUACAAUGCAGAAAAAACAAAAGUUGGCAUGUACUACUCAACACCUUUGUAUCAGUUUAAAAUGAAGUGCCACCUCUGCAACAAUCAUUUCGAAAUUAAAACUGAUCCAGCGAAUUUGGAUUAUGUGAUAGUCAGUGGGGCGCGUCGUCAAGAAAAUCGGUGGGAUCCGACAGAAAAUGAGCAAAUAGUCCCUGAAACGAAGGAAGUUUCACGGAAACUUUUUGACGAUGCGAUGUAUAAAUUGGAACAUGGAGUUGAGGACAAAAAUGUAUCAAAGUCACGCGAGAAGACACUGAGUAAAGUUAUUGCUUUGAAUGAGAGCAUUUGGAAGGAUGAUUAUAGUUCGAAUAGUGCACUCCGAGCAAAGUUUAGAGCAGAAAAGAAAGAACUACAGAGCAAAAAAGCGCUAGACAACAGUUUGCUGAAUAAAAUGGGGAUAAAUAUUAACUUGGUAGCGGAGCACGAUGAUGACGUAAAAUUAGCGCAUUUGUUAAUGCAAAAUAAAACAGUGCCAACGAAUAGGAAAGGUUUGCAUCUGAAGAGAUUAGUUCGCCUCGCAAAGUCGAAAAUGAAACCAAAAACAGCACUAGAGAAGCCAAAUCUGGAAUUAAAUAAAGGAAAGGAAAUUGUACAAAUAUUGCCCACAGCCUCGACUUCAGGGGGAAGUAGCAAUAGUGUUUUAUCUUUAGUCGGUUAUGAUAGUACUAGUUCAGAGAGCGAUACUUAGUACAAAAUUUUCCUUUUUAAGACUAAAAAAUCUAUUUAUUUGUAUAUAGAAAUCCUUUUUAUAUUCUCUGUGUUAAUUCACAAUUUGAUAUAAAUAUCCUAUCAAAAGUUA